ACCUCAUCACCGCGCUGUAUUAUCUCCUUACGGCAGGCUCAAGGAAGAAGGACAGCCUGAUUAGGCUUCGCAUCUCCAACUCGUGGCAAACACGUUGCUCGCUCGUUCCACCACUUCGCUCCUCCAUUCGCCUCCUCCUACGGAGCUUGUGGUCAUCAGUCUAUCCUUCCAGUUGCAGUAUCUCAUAAUCUGAUCCGCUCUUUCGCUGUUAUCACCGAUAUUUCCUUGUCUCACGCGGCUAACAUUCCCGCGUCCAAUACGCGAACGUCAAUUCGGGUCUUCGGGACUGUCACGCCUUUCCAACGUGUAAACCUCGAGGCCAUAGAAUCGAGGGACCCUCCUUGACAAUUGUAACAUGCAUCGCUUCCGCAAAAGAUCCGAUACCAGACGUCCCCAGGGCCUAGGCGGCCCCGAGUACACAGUCACUGUGCGCACCGAUACUACGCAGGACGCCCUCCCCUCCUUGCCUCCUGCCAGCGAUUUCCGUACAUCAUUGAUCUUGCCAGACCUCACCCGACGGUUCAGCGUGCUUCGCAAUUCUUCCGGCGAGCCUAUCGGGCUUGAUGAGCUGAAGUACAAGUUUGCAGAGCAACGCGCGCGGGGCUCUCAGAACCAAGUUACGGAGGAGGAAGAGGAUAUGAUAUUAGAGGCGUUAGGGCGGUUUCACGGCAAGAAUCGAUCGAGAGGGAAGCAGAAGGAGCUCGUGGACGCAGGGGGACGAGGGAAUGGGACGGACUGCGAGGACGACGAUGCGGAUCCCGUACGACACUCGGUACGUUCCUCCGACUCCGCGACGACUCCCUCAUUACAUGGCGCACCCUCUAUGGCGUCGAUAUCGUCGGCCAAGGGCUCGAUAUCGAGUAGGCGGAUGAGCAACAACCUGUUUGGUUCGGGCAAGUUCCGAGAUCAGGCGUACUUCCUUCGUACGACGAAUCCUCGACGUGGUGGACGUGGCGCGGGUGCAAUUGCUCUGUCGGACUCGAAUACGAGCAUGAGCACGGUUGAUGAGAGUGCGAGAGGAGAGAACAGCACCUCGAUGUACUCCGACAACCAGAGCCUACGCCCCACCACCCCAGAAGGGAGCACCUACACGUUCUCCGGAUCAGCACCUUCCAGUCCAGGGAACGCUAGCACGUUGUCGAAGGACCGCAAUUCGCGCUCUAUUCUUGGUGACCAGUCCGACUACUCCAGCACGCUCAGCAAGCGGCUGUCAAAGGCGUUGUCGCCGGAUGGGCUGAAGAGGGCAUCCUUGGCGCUGGAUCAGGCUAUCAGGGAGUUGGAGGAAGAGGGAGAUGAUGAGAUUGUCAUGGAGCGGUCGCCCAUUACCCACGUUCCGCCGAGCACCCUCAACAGCUCAUUGUCUGCGUUGAAUACUGCGGUGGAGUUGGACUCUUCACCUACCGUGUCCCCGGCUGAGUUUGAGACCGGUACCGCUCUCUCCUCUGACGAUCCGGUGGCAGUGGAUGAUGGCAAGCGAAGCUCACCCCACCCCGCCUCCCGUACGACGUCUCCCACUCCUCGUCUACCUGGUUACAUCCCAGGGAUGCCCAGACCCAUGACUCCCCGGGAGGCCACCUUCGAUGCGGAAGAUCUCACGCCCUCAACGACACCCCGUGCGACAUCACCUCGUCUACCCGGGCUGAAUACCCAAACUUCUCCUUUGAUACCUCAGAACUUCUCGUCCAGCAUGUAUCGAAGCAACUCCAGUGCGUCCUCCUAUGCCACAAAUCGUCCCAAUUCCCCCGCAAGCGGCACAACCCCUCCUCUCUUCUUCAACCGUCCCAUGAAUGGUCGCUACACGCCCGAGGAGCGUCAAAGAAACGGGAACAAACCGUCUUCGCCGACCUCGGAUACCGCGGAGUCGCCCGUUCAUGGUAGGCGACGCCCCAUCUCUCCCCUGUCUGGUCCAGCGUACCAGCCCAUGACCUCGCCACCAUCCCGCCCUUCGACACCGUCGAACGUGACCUGGAAUACUCCCGUGAGCCCGAACGGCACCCCGCAGAAGCACGGUCGGAAUGGCAGUGCCGCCGGCCAUAGCCGCAAUGGCAGUACAGCGAGCUUCAACGACCAGACCCUCGAACAGCUCGACAGGUCCAAGUCCGUGACGCGCUCCCUACGUUCCCCCGCGCUCCCUGAUUCCCCUUGGUUCGACGGCGCGAACGCCACCUUCGGCUCGUCAGACUAUCGCCCGCCCUCCGCGAUGUCUGGAGUGGACCUUGGCUCGCCUGUGCAGCCCGCGAGCAUGACGCUUCGCUCACCCACGUUCACCGACGUCGGCGGGGCUGAUGACCUGCGCAGCAUCAGCAGGCGCUCGUCGAAGCAGACGGGGCAUACCAGCGCGAACACGUUCUCGUUCGGGCAGCCCAACGCCCUCCUGUUCUCCCCACUCGCGAACUCGUCGCGGUCUUCGUUGGAGUCUGUUGGGUCGAGCUAUCAUACGUGGGAUGAGGACCACAAGAAGGAUCGUCUCUACGGGCUGUUCAGCAGCCUCGACUCGGACAACACGCCGUGGCAUGACGUCUCGCUAGACAAGUCGGACCCGUCGACCGCGGGGACGUCGCCGUACGAGUCGCCGGAGACCGAGGACGCCGUGCGAAGGGAGAUCGGGCUGUCGAAGGGCGACUUCGUCGCAAUCCAGGACAAGCUCGUCGGCGCUGCGCUGACGAAGGCUGCUACGCCGGAGAAUCGUCGGCCGGGCUCAAUCAGGAAGAGGAGGCCUUCUACGUCGCAAUCGAACUAUUCGUUCAAUGGCGAGAGUCGGGCUGUGAGUUCCACCCCUCAGCCGCAACCACAGUCUCAACCUCUGGCGCAGCCGGCCGCAACCUCGCCGCGUGCGGUGAUAAGUGAGCAGAUGGCAAGGGCGAAUGCUCUGUUGAACGCCGUGGUGGAUAGUAUCGAAUCUCCUCGGGCUCGUCCUUCGGCGGCGUUGCCGGUUGAGGAGCCCACUUUGGUCGUGCCAACCGCCACCGACAUCGAGCAGUCCAGCCCAAUGCGACGCAACAGGGCCCUUGCGGAAGCCCUCUUCGGAGCAGAGGAGUUGGACAAUAGUAUGUCCUCUGCGCCUCAGAUCUCCAUCAUGCCCGAGAUGAUGUCGUCCACCGACGAAGAAUCGCCUACCCACCAUGCGCCAUCGCUCACCAAGCCGCUAUCUCCCAAGCGUUCAGAUUCCCUGCAUCGUCUUGCCUCGCCGGCUGCUCCCUCCACCCCUCCUGUUCGCACGAUGCCGACUAGCCCUACGAUGCCACUGAGCCCUGCUUCUAUGCCGCUCCCAAUGAGCCCUACAAUCCCGACCAGCCUUUCCGCGACGUCCGUGAACCCUAGUGCAAUGCCCACUAGUCCCACCGGCUUCAUGUCUCCGCUCUCUCCAUCAUCCAACAUGGACCCCCUCACGCUUGCGCUCGAGGUACAGCGGAGGGCUGAGGCGGCUACUGCGGCGCUGCGCAAAUCUCCUUCAAUACCGAAGUUUCAUGAGGCCAAUGGUGGGACGCUUCCGCGGAAACGCAUCAGCCCCAACAAGAUCUCGGCUCCCACACUCGUUUCGGCGUCUACCAGUGUUGAUGCUAUUCCGCUCCGGUCACCUACUGCAACACCUACACCCUCGCCCAGUCAGCAGCAGCAGCAGGCGGGCAAGAUCGGUUCCCGAUUCAAGAAGUUACGAGGCACCAUUCGAACGAAGCACUCACUCCCGAAUGGGGAGGAAAUCACGCCUUACCCUCUUGAGCUGAAGAGCCCUGGAUCGAGUGCUCUAGGUAGCAGCAGUUCAGGAAGCCUUGCGCUCCGCGCAGACCCCAUCCCUAUCAGCUCGGCAAGCACCGCAGAACCCUCUCGACUGCGCCCCCCAGCACCUCUCCCCAGUCCUCCUGCUUCUGCAGCUCCCGGUCUCAAGGGCUUUAUGGCUCGCUUUCGCAAGCAGCGCGCCGCUCCCGAAGCUCUGUCGGCACCACAAUCUCACCCUUCGUCUCACCACCAAGGGCCUACACCCACUUCGGCCACCUCUGCGAGGUCAACGACAUCGUCCGGCUCUUCCACGGAACCGUCUUACGGUCAGAUGCCCCACUCCGCCCCUGCACUUCAGACGGUCUUCAGGAGUCGAAGUCCGAUGGGCCCUCCGGCGCCUCCACAAUCCCCCCCUCCCAAGCCUCCCCAGGAUUACCUUGGUCUCCAUUCACGGGCAGCGUCAACACCGAACUCGGAUGAGGAUGCGAUCAAGCAGUUGUUCCAUGCUGCUGAGAACCUGGGACUCGACCAAGCUGCCCUCAACGACCUUUUGGCCCGUUCGCCUUCCACGUCUUCGAAAUCCACCGCUUGGACGAAGCUGACGAGGGCAACCUCGCCGAGCGAAAGUCGGAAGAACCAAGUUCCUGUGAUACGAGGGAGAGCUACGCCUGAUAGCGUCCGCUCCCCAGUGUCAGAGGGUCGCCCGAGCGUUGAUGGACUCUCUCCAAGACCCUCGAUGGAUGUGAAGCCGUCCGGUCGUAAGAGCGAGAAUGGCUUGCAAGCGCCCAGCCCACGACAGCAGCAGUCGGACGCCGCGCCGAACGCGAUUGUGCGUAGGACCAUUAUCUUCCCUUCGGACUCGAGGAUGUCUGCCCUUGACUUCCAAGCUAUGAUGAGGAAACAGUCUGUCUCUCGUCGUCGCGCGUCCGUGUCGUCGAAGGCCUCAAUUCAUGAUCGGGUGCCCACUCCUCCGCCUCCGCACCGUGCGGCAGGCCGUCGGUUCUCCACAGACGUCUCUCCUCCCGUGCCCCAGCUCCCACCUGCCCUGUCGGCUCAGAACGACAAUUUCCUUGCCGUUCCUAGCCCUGUGGAAAAGACCGGCUCUGCAUAUGACUCUCUAUACGAAAUGUACUCAAGCGAUGGUAGAGGGUUGCUCAAUGCAGAGUCUUCCGGAGACGGCAAUCCCCAUGCUCAGGACGGCAUUCCUGAGUCGGCGCCAGCGCUUGAGGUAAUCGAGUUGGCCAAUGGUGAGACGAUCUGGUCCAUCGUCAAUGGGCUGCGCGACGACGAUGGCGAGUCCUUCUAUGGCGACCGCGCCAGCUUCUACUCCGAAUACUCUGUGAAGGACAACGACAAUGUCAAGUUGUUGUUCAAGGAGCACGAGAGAAAGAACUCCAAGGGGAGCGUGAAUUCUUUCCUGUCUCGGAAGAAGUCCGUGCAACAGCAACAGGCAAAAGGUACCACGCGACCGGAGACGAAGGUCUUCUUCAGUUCUAGUGCGCAAAUAGGUCGUCUCAUAGAGAACCUUUCACAUGGACUGGACGCCGGUUCAUUUAAUAUCAUGCCAGGCCAAGCUCAGGCGCAAUCUCGGCACCCUCAGCCCGGGCACUCUACUUCAUCCUCCCUUGGGUCGGAGGCUGAUAUGCGAUGGACAGUAGAAGAGAGGCUAGAGCACAUGCUCGGGUCCAUGGGAGCCAGCUGAAUGCUCACUUCCGCUCGCCUUGCUUUCUGGACUAUCUGAUGCUGUGAUUUAUCUUUUCUAUCGGGUAGUUAUAAUAUUUCCAGCUCCUGUUUGGCAUGAGUCACUCCCGUUAUGCGAUCGCGACUAUGCUCUUGGGAUUCGCACUCCAUACUACUAUGUUGAUACAUAUCUGGUCUGUCCGCUAUUUGUCGAUCUGUUACUCCUGUCUGCUUCGUGCUCACAUACCCCGCCAGUCAAUCCAUCUGUUCAAGC
Molecule: messenger RNA, 5671 nt
Organism: Dichomitus squalens LYAD-421 SS1
Lineage: Eukaryota; Fungi; Basidiomycota; Agaricomycetes; Polyporales; Polyporaceae
Exons: 8
Coding region: 356-5419 (1687 amino acids)
Source: RefSeq, a predicted model, not a curated record